ACUAACUGUGCCGGCUGAGGAUGCGGACAGGAAUGCAGCGAAUAAGGAAGUGAGGCUAUAUGAAUGAAAAUAUAUUCUCGGUAGUACUAAGGUCCAAAGGAGCACAUGUGGCUAUUUCUAUUGGAAGACUGACGAUGAAAAUAAUUGUUUUGUUUGGUCUGCUUUUUGAAAACAGUGGAUGGAUUAUACAUCGUGCGCAUAAAGAGCAUCUGGUAUUUUGCAUAUUUAGAUCGCAUUCUAUGACAAAUGUUUGAAAAAACGUGGUGUACUUAUUUUAUUAUUCAGCUAUCUCCAAAACAACAAAACCGAUGUUAUUCAUGCGCUGUUGUUGUCAGUGGCAAAGUCCACGGCAGAUAUGCUCUUGGCAGUGACCUGGGGACUGAUUAAAGAUCAUCUAAUCAGAAUUUUCAGAGGAGAAAGUCGUGAAUCGUCACCAGAAUGGAAACAUCGUCACUUAUAACGGUUUUAUUUCAUUGUAUGUUACCAUCGCUGGAGCAGGUGUGUGUACUUUGAACAGAAUUCAUAACAGUAUUACAGGAAAGACGGUCAACAGCUCAUAAAAAUAAAAUCAUGUUUUUUGUAAGAUUACAUUUUUAGACUGCAACAUUGACUAUCUAUUCUUUCUCUUGGAUUUCUAUUUAGAAAACAAUUACUCCCUUGGUUGUAAGACUAGAUGGAGAGUGAUGCUUCACGUUUAAGCUAGGGCGCUGUUGGCUGGGAGCUGUGCAAUUUUUCUCAAGUGGACCAUUUUACUAAAAAAAGCCAUAAGCGGCCAGCACUUGGUGCUCGUCUUCCAGAAACUAUACAGACGUGAACUGCCGACGGUGGGGGUACCCAGGCUGACGUUUUCCCUGGAGGUUGUGCUGUCAGUUGUACUUUCCAGAAACUGCCUUUUUUCCCCAGUCUUAAGAACUACAUACUGCCGACGGAGUACACUUAUGGACAUAAUUUAUUGUAUUUAAUAUUGUGUAUCACGAGAUGAUUGCUUGAGUUUGAAAGUAAGAAGAUAUUUUGAUUUAGACAUUAAAAACGCAUUUGCUAUUUAUUUGCAUAGUAAAUCAGUCAAAUUAAUAAUAAUGCAAGAAACAUCCAGGGAUCCUUAGCAAAAACGUUUAAGAUUUAUAAGGUUAAUAAUCCCAUCAUCUAUAUAAUAAUAAUAAUAGACCAUUCUUGGGACCUACAUUGCUUUAUAAUCAUCAUUUCGUAAAGUAGUACGGUACUUUACUGCAUUCACUUAUCUAAAAGCUUCGUUUGCCUUGGAGGCAUUUUGUGUGAUUUUUUUGCAGACAUUAAAGGCAUCGGGAAAGCUAUCCCAGAGCACAGUUAGUGAAAUUUGAACAGAAAAGCACUGAGGGAGUUAAUUGCCUUUAGCCAUCUGUCUGGUACAUUUGUAAAGAGAGUAAGUGGAGAACUAGGAAGGCAUCAUCGAGAAACAGAUGUCUUGCCAACCAUCUGUAUAUAUGUGACAAUGUAUUAUUAUCAUCUUCAGGCACAUCCAUACUAGUCUUUGGUGGGUCCCGAACCGGAUUGGCCAUUAAUAUUAGGCUGCUCAGCCCACGUAAUCUCCUUGGAGAGUGGUGCAGCGGGCUUCGGUUGCAAGGGCCUUUGCUGGUGGGUGUUUGCAAGAAGCCUGCCUACCACCUAAAGGGGGGACUGUCAUGUGCAACAUCACCGUUAACUUCAAACACAGGGACACAACCUGAACAUGUGGGGUGCAUCUUCCUGACUAAUUGACCUCAAACUUUCCUUGGACCAAGUGAACAGAUCUGUCCUGUUUUCAUCUUUGUCAUUUUCAAGUGCUCUGACACGGGAUACGGAGCAGGAACACACAGGAUCUCUAUUGUUUCCUCGCCCUUUCCACGUUGGAAAGGGUUUGUUAGACUGCAGGGGCAUCUCACACAAGAUAUCAGCACUAAAGCGCCUGAACUACAGUCACCGAGAAAGAGACAGAAGGUGUUUUUCAUCAUCUACAAUUUGUUUUAUUCUCACGAGUCUCUCGGUUAGGGAAAUCUGGCUGACAAGGUGAUUCAUAUUCAUGAGAUGAUUCCACACCUCUAGCAAAAGGUGUGUUAGAAUAAGCGAGAUUUCACCGUCCCGGAGGAUUUCUGCUUGCUUCCUGCUGCCUUUCAGCUUGCCUUUUUUCCGAUCGCGGCGGGAUCGGAGUGACCACCUCCCCGCCUUGCAAGGCCCGCCGGAGCAAAGACAGGGUGACAUCAUGGAUACAAAGAUGCCCUCUGCCACUACACCCACCAGCCCUUCUUCCCCGGGUUUCAACGUGCCCACAGCUGAGAAGGUCGAUGGCUUCCCCCGCAGAUCUAUGCGCAGGGCUCGCCAGAGGAGGUCCCACAGCUCCUCCCAGUUCAGGUACCAGAGCAGCCAGCAGGAGCUCACACCACUGCCUCUUCUGAAAGAUGCCCCAGUAACAGAACUUCAUGACUUAUUCUGUAAAAAGCUACAGCAGUGCUGUGUUUUAUUCGACUUCUUGGACUGUGUGGCAGACCUAAAAGGCAAGGAGAUUAAACGAGCAGCCCUUAACGAGCUGGUGGAAUGCAUUGCAACAAACAGAGGAAUUCUCAUUGAUCCAGUGUACCCAGAGAUCAUCAAAAUGAUUUCUGUAAAUAUUUUCCGAACUUUGCCACCGAGUGAGAACCCAGAGUUUGAUCCAGAAGAAGAUGAGCCUACCCUGGAGGCAUCCUGGCCUCAUCUGCAGCUUGUCUACGAAUUUUUCUUGCGGUUCUUGGAGAGUCCUGACUUCCAGCCUUCUGUGGCUAAACGAUAUGUGGACCAGAAAUUUGUGCUGAUGCUUCUAGAAUUGUUUGACAGUGAAGACCCCCGUGAACGAGAAUAUCUGAAAACAAUCCUCCAUCGAGUUUAUGGAAAGUUUUUGGGCUUACGAGCUUAUGUUAGGAAACAGUGCAACAACAUUUUCUUAAGGUUUAUAUAUGAAACAGAACACUUCAACGGAGUUGCAGAGCUGCUAGAAAUUCUUGGAAGCAUUAUAAAUGGGUUCGCACUUCCUCUGAAAGCAGAACACAAACAGUUCCUGGUACGGGUACUGAUUCCACUACAUUCUGUUAAAUCUCUUUCAAUAUUCCAUGCACAGCUGGCAUACUGUGUUGUUCAGUUUCUGGAAAAAGAUGCAACAUUGACAGAGCAUGUAAUUCGAGGACUACUGAAAUAUUGGCCUAAAACCUGCACUCAGAAGGAGGUGAUGUUUCUUGGAGAAAUUGAAGAGAUUUUGGAUGUUAUUGAACCGUCUCAGUUUAUCAAAAUACAAGAACCUCUCUUUAAACAAAUUGCAAACUGUGUGUCCAGUCCUCAUUUUCAGGUAGCAGAGCGGGCUCUGUAUUUCUGGAACAAUGAGUAUAUCCUGAGUUUGAUUGAAGACAACUGUCAGGUCAUCUUGCCUAUCAUUUUUGGCACUUUAUACAGAGUCUCCAAAGAGCACUGGAAUCAAACCAUUGUUUCUCUUAUCUACAAUGUUCUGAAAACUUUCAUGGAAAUGAAUGGCACACUUUUUGAUGAACUGACAGCAUCAUACAAGUUGGAAAAGCAACGUGAGCUGAAGAAGGAGAAGGAACGACGGGAACUGUGGCAGAAGCUGGAGGAGCUGAGACUUAAGAAGCUGCAGAACCUCGAGGAGGCACAGAUGAACCAGCUCAAUCUGCAGAACAGCCAAGAUGUGCAGAAGAGUAGCAAAAGCUAAGAAAGAAUGUGCCAAAUGAAAAAAGAAUAUGAAACAUACUCUGAGGCUCCCAGCAAAUAAAAACAGAAAGUGUUACACUUGGCUUUCAAAAAAUAAAAACAAGCAUUAGCAAUGAAGGUGUAAAGUGGAAGGGAGAUCUGAGACUAUUCUGAUAUAUGUAGCAAUAGAAAAAAAGCAUCAUCCGACCAAACUGAACAAACUGACAAGAGCCCCAGUUCUGGAUAUUCGUUUAUAACUUGUUAGAAUUAUUUAGAGAUUGAAUCUCCUCACUUAUUUAUUGCUUUUAUUUUUUUUUUUUAUUUUACAAUAUUUUUGGUUGUCAAAGGCACAUUAAGCCAAAGCUCCUUUCCAGGUGUGACCCAAGAAAGGGUUUAGCACAGGGAUGUUAGAAAAACUGCUCAGGAUCUCAUACUGAACAAAUGGCAACUGUGGGACUAAAUGGGUGCAAGGCUUUUUUAGUGCUGUCCACUGCACUUUCUUCCUUUCCUGUGUAUUUAUUUGACUUUUGAGAUAUGAGAUAGCAUACCCGAGGUUCACCAUCUCAUUUCCACUGGAGUUCUUCUGGUAGCUAGCCCCACAGCUGACUAGAUCGGUGAACUGGGUGUUAACUGACUUGCUGAAUCUUAAUGACCCUGGAUGAGUCUCAUUUGAUUUAUAACUCUGAUCAUCCAGAGACCCUAAACGGGUGUUGAGUCACUGGAAAAUACUGCCAUUUUUCAAUGUACUUUAAAAUGAUUCUCCUCACAGUAUGUCAAGCAAAAAUGAAAUACAGUCCCCUGACCAAUCAGGAGAUAUGUCUUCAAGUUGUUAAAUCACUUCCUUAAAAACUUACUUUGGUCUGAAAUCUAUGACCUGUGAGGCAGCCGAAAGUGAAGUUAUAUGGCACUGAUGUAUAAUGGUUUGCAGAAUUAAGUUUAAGUCUAGUCUGUUUUCCACAUAAUUUGCUAGUCUUAAACUCAGUGUCAACUUUAUUAAGAAAACAAUGGUGUGUUCUUUAUGCACAGUCCCAGAUAUUUCUAUAGGGAAAUGAGGGAAGCAAACAACAACAAAAAAAAAAAAAAAACAAGGAAAGAAAGAAAACUAAAACAAAACAAAAAAAAACCUACAGCCUGUUAUCUGGUCCCAUCUGUGAAAGACACAGAGUCACAGAAAAAAAUAGAAACAGAACAAGGACUGUUCUUUUGCCUUAUCUGUUAUAGUUAAAAUGUGUACAAUAGAUACAGAUUGUUGUUUGAUGACUUUUUUUAAUUUAUUUAACUUGACCAACUAGCUGAAUGGGACCAGUACUGUAAACCUCUUAAUUUCCAGCAAAUUCAGAAGAGCUAGCCAGGGGAUAGUACUAUAACGUAUGUAAUUACUAGGUACUGAAAAGAAAAUAUCUUGUAAUUAUUAGCCCUGUUUCUGUUGCUGACAAAUUCUGUAAUGCACAUGGUAAUUAAAGAGAUACUUUAAUGUCAAA
This is a messenger RNA of Protopterus annectens (West African lungfish), 5165 nucleotides long. It is a transcript of the gene PPP2R5B, whose product is annotated as protein phosphatase 2 regulatory subunit B'beta. The record is from RefSeq and is a predicted model, not a curated record. The transcript is spliced from 13 exons. Bases 2216 to 3706 code for a protein of 496 amino acids. Gene Ontology annotation, cellular component: cytosol; protein phosphatase type 2A complex; nucleus. Lineage: Eukaryota; Metazoa; Chordata; Ceratodontiformes; Protopteridae. Gene Ontology annotation, molecular function: protein phosphatase activator activity. Gene Ontology annotation, biological process: signal transduction; protein dephosphorylation.